This is a messenger RNA of Eucalyptus grandis, 1190 nucleotides long. RefSeq names its product probable xyloglucan endotransglucosylase/hydrolase protein 8. Bases 107 to 1024 code for a protein of 305 amino acids. Gene Ontology annotation, molecular function: xyloglucan:xyloglucosyl transferase activity; hydrolase activity, hydrolyzing O-glycosyl compounds. Gene Ontology annotation, biological process: cell wall biogenesis; xyloglucan metabolic process. The record is from RefSeq and is a predicted model, not a curated record. The transcript has 4 exons. NCBI's taxonomy places the organism in Eukaryota, Viridiplantae, Streptophyta, Magnoliopsida, Myrtales, Myrtaceae. Gene Ontology annotation, cellular component: apoplast; cell wall.
UUUAUUUCCAACGAGACAGCGAACGUUUUGAUAUACAUCCCUCCUCCCACAAGACCCGGCAGAGAGGACUCGAGAGCUUUCUUCAUCUCUGCUUUCACAACUUCUCAUGCAAGAUUCAAGAAUGGAGAAAAUGGUUUCUCCAUUGUCGAUUCUCCUCUGCAUCUCGCUCGUUCUUCUGGCCGAGCCACGCUCAUCGGAUGCAGCGCCGCAGUCCAAGGGGUCUUUCGUCGACAACUUCGACAUAAUGUGGUCGGAGGAGCACUUCAAGACCUCCGCAGAUGGCCAGAUCUGGUACUUGUCUCUGGACAAAGAAACAGGUUGCGGGUUCCAAACGAAGCAGAGAUACCGAUUCGGGUGGUUCAGCAUGAAGCUCAAGCUCGUGGGAGGCGACUCGGCCGGAGUGGUCACUGCUUACUACAUGUGUUCGGAGAACGGGGCAGGGCCGGAGAGGGAUGAGCUGGACUUCGAGUUCUUGGGGAACCGGAGCGGGCAGCCGUAUCUGAUCCAGACCAACGUGUACAAGAACGGGACGGGCUCGCGCGAGAUGCGGCACAUGCUCUGGUUCGACCCGACCGAGGACUUCCACUCCUACUCCAUCCUCUGGAACAGCCACCAGAUUGUGUUCUUCGUCGACCAGGUGCCGGUCAGGGUGUUCAAGAACAACGGCGAGGCGAACAACUUCUUCCCCAACGAGAAGCCCAUGUACCUCUUCUCGAGUAUCUGGAACGCCGACGACUGGGCCACGAGGGGCGGCCUCGAGAAGACCGACUGGACCAAGGCGCCGUUCGUGUCCACCUACAAGGACUUCAGCUUCGACGGGUGCCAGUGGGAGGACCCCUUCCCGGCCUGCGUCUCGACGACGACCAAGAACUGGUGGGAUCAGUACAGCGCCUGGCACUUGUCCGAGGAUCAGAAGAAGGACUACGCCUGGGUCCAGCGGAACCUCGUCAUCUACGACUACUGCAAGGACACCCAGAGGUUCCCGACCUUGCCUUGGGAGUGCUCGCUCAGCCCUUGGGAUUGAUCGGCAAGAUCUGCUACAGCUAGUUUCGGAUCAUGCGGUCCAUCCAAUUUUCCUUAUUUAUUUUGACCAUCUGAUAUGUGUAAUUCGUUUUGUAAGUUCGCAUUAUUCAUUGAUUUCUAUUCAGUUAAUAGAUUCAGCACAAUAAAAUAAAACCCUCUUUCUUCUA